Molecule: messenger RNA, 4141 nt
Organism: Silurus meridionalis
Lineage: Eukaryota; Metazoa; Chordata; Actinopteri; Siluriformes; Siluridae
Gene: vasnb
Product: vasorin b
Exons: 3
Coding region: 1219-3234 (671 amino acids)
Cellular component (GO): dystrophin-associated glycoprotein complex
Molecular function (GO): protein binding
Source: RefSeq, a predicted model, not a curated record
AAUUUACUAUCUCCUCUUGGCAACCUCUUUGUUAAAAUUCAGUUGUGACAUCUUUUACAGGGCUCUAAUGAUUAAGUUUGUUAACGACACACAAAGCAGAGCUAUUACACUCGCUAAUUCACCCAGCGGACUGCAGUUUAUAAGACCAGUUAAACUUUGCCAAACACAUUCUGAAACAAGGUAAGAUGUAGGGUUUUUUUUUCAUGUGCACCACUGUUUAUUUUUUUCUUCACAUGCAUGUAAAGCAGUUUGAUGACAGAAUGAAGUCAGUGUAAUAUUUUUAAGGUAUUACAUGUUCAGCACAUCUGUUCUGCUCUAGGAGGUGCAAGUAAGUUGCUGUGCACUUUUCAUUCCCAAACAGCCUGUCACUAAACUCCUGGCGUAUCUGUGAUACAGAACCGCUUAACUUCACGCCAAGUAUUUAACACAAGUGCAAAGAAAAUAUUUAUUUAGAUUGAUGUUCAUCACGUCCUCAAACAGUACACAUGCAGCCACUAAGAGAGGAAAAAUAAUUCAGCUUUGCAUGGUCAAGUCAGGACAGUAGAAAAGCACUGUGUGUGUCUGCAUUUAAGAAUACACUCCUGUGCUGCUUAUAUAAAAGAAUCACUGUGGAUUGCUGAGUAAUAAGUAGGGGAUCUGUGUUGGGAUAUGCGUGUGCAGCAGUGUCUUUGCGUGCUGUGUAUACCGGUUGUGUGUGUGCGUUUUAACGCCACGCAAACCAAAACACGCUGCGCGCGGACUUGUGGCCGUGUUAACCACGCCCGUUUGCCCAACUGACCCCGCCCACUCACCGGUAAUCCUCUGUUUGGUUGGAAGCGGGGCUGAGGCGCGAGCUGAACACUGGUUUCACGAACACGGUCGGCUGCGCGCGCGACGGGGAAACCGCCGGGUUUUUUUUUAAAGCAGUGAUCAGCAGCUCUGAUCUGAUCUGAUCCUAGAGCGUCACGUCCACUUGGAUCUGAUCUGAGAGCGUCACGUCCACUGAGGUCUGAUCUGAAGGCAGUUCGAAGGAUUUUCCUCCUGAAUAAGAAACUGGACCAUGUGUGGGGGACAGUGAGCGGACUGAAAGCGGACAGCGUCACAUUAAUGCGCUCGAGACAGAAGAAGACUGAAAAGCAGCAGUCUUUUGUCUGGGAGAACAAGUGACAAGUGAGAGGGAAGGAAGAAAAAGGGGGAAGAGGAAGAUUUAUAUACUCUGGGCUGAGUGUCGGCAGCACCAUGAAGCCCUUCCACUGUCUUCUGCUGCCCCUUCUCCUCUAUCUGCAGAUGUCAUCCUGGGCACUGGUCAAUAGCUGUCCAAAAGACUGUACUUGUUUAAAUUCAGACUCUAUUUUCUGUUUUGCACGCCAGGCCACAACCAUGCCCCAAGGCGUGCCUGAAUCAACAAAAAAACUGUAUGUCUUCAAGAAUGGCAUUGAGACCAUAGAGCAGGAAGAUUUUAUUGGAUUAGAAAGCCUAGAGAUGCUGGACCUCAGUCAAAACAAAGUGAAUGAACUACCAGCUCAUGUGUUUGAGCCACUAUCUUCCCUUCGUAACCUGGAUCUUUCAUCUAACCAAAUCACGCAUAUUUUUCAGGACAGUUUUGCUGGACUGGAGUUGCUGGAAAGACUGUAUCUUCACAGCAACUCCAUUAGAAGCAUACACCCGGCGGCCUUUGAUGGCCUGGAGCGGUUACUUGAGUUGAAGCUGUACAGAAAUAAGAUGACAACAAUACCUGCUUUAAAAAUGCCUAAUCUGCUUCUACUAGAUCUGCGGUUCAAUAAAAUCCCUUCACUAGGGCCAGCUGACCUUCAGGCACCCAAAUUAGAGUCACUCAAAUUGGGUGGAUUGGGGCUUAGCACCCUGAAUCAGGAAUUCUUGGGUAGCUUCAAGAACCUUCAUGAGCUGGACAUUUCGAACAAUCAAUUAAAGGUUUUUCCUCGAGUGCUGUCGGAAGCAAUGGGCUUGGUCACACUUAGUUUAGCAGGAAAUCCCAUGGGUCCUUUAAAGUGGAAACAUUUUGAAAACCUGACUGAGCUUCAGGAUUUGGACAUCAGCAACCUCAGCUUGCAGAGCUUGCCAGAAAACAUGACCAUGCUUUUUCCUCACUUAAAAAAACUUACUGUUGCAGAGAACCCAUUUAACUGCCUCUGCACACUGGCCUGGUUUCACAUCUGGCUACGUAAUAAUCAGAUAAUGCUUGGAAGGACAGAGGAGACCCGCUGUCAUUUUCCUCCUCGAAAUGCAGGAAAAGUGCUGGAAAGACUAGGACAUAAUGACUUUGGAUGCCCUGUAACGACUACUAUAAGUCCAGCUAAGACAACAACACUGGCACCACCUCUGAUCACCACUUUGCACAGCACAACACGUGCAAUUCCCCUCAAGCCCAGCAAUGAACCUUUUUCAGAGACAGACAUUCAUGUUCUACCUCCAGUCCCAGCUUCCCCAAGCAGCAGUGCAGGCUCAGGUCUGAACAUACAUUUUUGUCCAUCCAAUAUCUGCCUAAAUGGGGGCACAUGUUGGCUGGAUCAUCAAAGUCAAUUUAAGUGCACGUGUCCUCAUGGGACUUUAGGAAAAUAUUGUGAGAACAAGGAGGAUUUGUCUCUACCUGAAAAUGUCUCUACAGCAUCAAUCAAUGUGUUGCCUGAAAUCUUUGUAAACACAAUAACAAGCUCAUCUAUUCUGGUGGACUUUAAUCGCUAUGUCGCUAGACGUUCAAAUAUCCAUACUGUCAAACUAACUUAUAGAAGCCUCUCAGGAUCAGAUAAACGUCCACAGCAACGCAACAUUCCAGCCAUUCAUCAAACCUACACACUGCGUGGACUGCUUCCGAAUUCCACAUACUCCAUCUGUGCCAGUUUACUGGAUGAGACCAUUGAUGUAGACAGGGUAUGCACAGAGGCUCAGACGUUAAACCAGCAGCACACCAGCGCACAAGUAGAGGAUCCACAACUUGCAACAAUGCUUUUGCCAGCACUGACUAUUGUUCUCCUGUUAGUGCUGAUGGUCAUUGCUGCCGGUGUAGCUUGUUACAUGCACAGAAAAAAAAAAGCACAAUUGCACCUGUAUUGUGACCCUUCACAAUUGGAAUUGGAGGGUGUUAAAGUAGGUUUGGACAAUGAAGCCCUGCCCCAAAAGCAGCCAGACAUAAUGUCCUCUCAAUCAGUAGUGCAGAAAGAUUUCUUGGACUAUGAGAUGCCACUCAUACAAGACUGCUGUGUUGAAAACAACACAAAUACUUUAAAGCCAUGCUGAGUUUGAUACUUGGGGAUAUUUUAUUGGGCAAAGCAAACGACAUCUUGAAUUCUAUGAUCUUUAAAAGAUUAAGAUUAAGAGAAAUGCUGCCUGCCUUCAGUCAAAACCAAAAACGUUUCUUUUUUUUUCGGCAAAAAUGUAGCACAAAAAUCAUGGUUGAACUAUUUUAUUCAAUAUUUUGCUCAGAAGCCCACACGUGGAACUCAAGUGCAUUGAAUACUCACGGACAAUAACGUGUGCUGGAAAAUGAAGAUGAGGACAUCUUUAGUUAUGUUAAGACUGCCAAUUAUGUUGCUUUUGAUUUUGAGAGCUGAAGCAAAAAUUUUUUUGUGCAUUCUUAUGUAUAUUACUGUCUUGUUUUCAGUGUAUAAAUACAAGUUCUUCUUCCUUUACCUCUUGUGACUGUGAAACAGACAACACAAAAUCUUCAAAAAGGAUAUUUAAAAUGCUUCUACCAACAAGUUAAUCUAAGGAUUUAGUUUGCAAACAAAACCACAGUCUAAGUGGCUAAAAAUGAUUUGUAAACAUGAAACAAACUACAGCCCCUCUUAUAUUUUCUUAUAUUUAAAGCUUGAUUUUAGGGUUGCUAAAUCUGUAAACAGCAUCAGUACAUUUAUUCUAUUAUCUGCCUUAAACAGGUUUAAAAAAUGUUGUAAACAAAACCCACCCUAACCAGUUUCGUGUAUUUUACAUGAAAACCAUGAAAAAUACGAUUGUAACAUCUUUUCACAGAAUGUACAUUUUGUUGCAGAUGCUCUGUACAGUUUGUAUGUUAAUAUUUAAUAUGUAAAUGUAAAGAGAGAAAGAGACUGUGAAAUUCUAUGAUCAUGGUGUCAUUGUGUCCCAAUGAUGGACCAUAUACACAUAAUAAAGUAAUGGUAAAAUAGUGCAGCCCUCUUAACUUUGA